Wasmannia auropunctata (little fire ant) is the source of this 2748-nucleotide messenger RNA. RefSeq names its product rab11 family-interacting protein 2 (gene Rip11). The coding region runs from base 347 to 1927 and encodes 526 amino acids. NCBI's taxonomy places the organism in Eukaryota, Metazoa, Arthropoda, Insecta, Hymenoptera, Formicidae. The transcript is spliced from 7 exons. Gene Ontology annotation, cellular component: intracellular membrane-bounded organelle. Gene Ontology annotation, molecular function: small GTPase binding. The record is from RefSeq and is a predicted model, not a curated record. Gene Ontology annotation, biological process: regulated exocytosis.
GGCGGCGCGCCGCACCAGUCGUCGCGGUGGUCGCGAAGCGAGGUAUACGUCAGUUUAUGUCGCGGUCGGUGAUGGUGUGCUGAUGUGGUGAACGUUCGACUGCCGACGUGACUGAACGUGACUCUCGGUUCUCGGAACAGUCGGAGCGCGCAGCGGAGGAGUCGCGAGCGAGACGGGACGGUGCGGGUGAGCCAGUGCGCGAGACACGACCGCGUGAUGUGAACGUUUUCUCGUAGCGCGCCGCGCGUCGCCAGAGCGUCGUCGUAGUUGAUCGUCGCGAGGAGCCGACGAGCGUCGCAAUUCCGUCGUGCGAGCAGCAGAAGGUGGCUCAGAAAGCGAUCUCAAAAUGUGGAGCCCGACGCACGUUCAGGUGACAGUUCAGAGGGCCAAGGAUUUGCUGACUAAAGGAAAACAUAAGACCAACGAUUGCUUCGUGACGAUCGCACUCGGCAAGGAAAAGUACCAGACGUCGGUAAAAGAAAAGGCUACCAAGGACGUGGAAUGGCACGAGGAAUGCGAGCUGCUGAUCCCGGAGCAGGGAAACACCGCGGAAAUCGUCCUCACCGCUCUGCACCGCAACUUCCUGGGUGUCGACGAGUUUCUUGGCACCAUCAAUAUCCCGCUCUCCAGCUUCGACGUGUACGAGAGGCCCAGGAAUCGAUGGUACGCUCUUAAUAGCAAACCAGGCAAAGAGAACACUAAGGAGAGAGGCGAGCUCGAGGUGAAGAUCGGCUUUAUUGUCAAAGCUGGAAGUCUGACCGACCUAAGUAAGAAGGAACGUCACAAAAGCUCCUUGGGACAAUUGUCCACAGCCGCGCAGUCGAUCGGCGGUAGUUUGCUCAGUAUCGGCAGCUUUGAGAAACGCAAGGGCCUCAAGAAAUUAGCCAAGUCAAUUGGGAACAAAGUCAAAGGCAAGAGCAAGAAUCGGCUCGAUGAAAAUAACUUGGACGAGAAGGAGGAACGCGAAUUUAAAAUCACGCGACAGGAACCAGGCGAAGCUGACCCCGGAGUUAUCAGCGAAGAUGAAGAUGAAUUCACGUUCGACGAUUUAUCUCACAAAAGCUCGGCCUCAUCGCUGAACGCACCCGUGCAUCAGGGUGUUAAUAGCGGUAAUACUACUACUGGCAUUUCGAACGGUUCGCAGAGCAAUGUCUUCAAUGAGAUGCACACGCCACCGGUGCCAAUUAAUGCCGCGCCGAGUAAACCACCGCGAUUUGCCAUGAGCGCGUCCACUACAAAUCUAUCGAAGGUCGACAAUUUAACGAAGGACGAUGAGUGGGGUUUGAAGCUCUAUGGGAAGCAGGCGAGCAGCGUACCCAAAAGAUGGGAAAGCAAACCUAAGAUCGUGGUGGACGAGGCGCAGGAUAAUAAACGCGACGCGUCACCUAUUCGUUCACCGAUCGCAUCGAGGUUAAAAGAUCUUCCAGAACCGCCCAGUCCGGCGCCGAGAGAGAUCCUUCAUCCGAGGAACAAGGAUGAGAAACUCGCCGCGAGCAAAGAGAAACUUGUGAAGGAAGAUAAGCCGAAGGAUAAGAAGGACGAGAAAUACGAGCCGCGAAAUCCCAAGGAGGAAAAGCAUGCGAAGAAGGACAAGAAAAAAGACAAGGAGAGCAAAUUCAAAGACGCUAACGACGAGAAUCAUCUGUCUUCCGAAAGGAUCAUCAUCGGCGGCGAGGACGCCGUUAAGAAUGCCGCGAAUUCCAAGAGUCGCCUGCCGCACGAGGUCCUUAACCAGUUCGAGGGAAAAUCGAGAGAAGAUUUAAUAGAACUGGCAUUGCAGCUGCAGACGCAAGUCACGGAGAAGAACAAGAGACUCUCCGAUCUGGAGGAUUAUAUCGAUGCACUGCUGCUACGCGUGAUCGAAUGUUCUCCGCGAUUACUUCAGAAUCCGUAUCAAAGGCGAUUGUCGUCCCCCGGAAAUCAAUAGAUCGAUAAUUCGCGACAUAAUAAAGCUUUUCUAUCUUCAUCUGGGGAUCCCUUUUAAUGUCUUAAUGAUACAUUUAUUUAAACAUGACUGACGCAAAGUCGCAAAUGGCUAUUUGUUAUAUUAACAUUGCUACAUAUUCUAAUUUAUUUUCUUUUAUGCAUUAUAACUGGAAAGAAAAGAUAUAACGUAGCAGCGUUGCGAAAUCCAUUUCCCCGUAUUUAUUUAUAAAUCCCGCGAGAAUAAUCGUAAGCUAAUCAAGUGAUAAUAAGUAAGUGAUAAUAAGUAAUUUAUACUUAUUAUAUCGGAAAUCAGUUUAUUAUCGUUACGAACAAAGAAUAGGGUGUGUGGUGAUGCCAAUUGAAAAUGAUUUGCAUUUCAUGUAAUCCCGUCUUCCUAGUAAACAAAACUAUCCGAAGUUCGAAAGUUUGUGUUCGUUCGCGAUUGAGAUUUCCGUCCAAUUGACGUUUUGCAAGAAAACAUAGCGAACACUGUAGACUGUAUAUUUCUUUUAUCAAUAUCUAUUAUACUCGUAAGUUAUCUAGGAAUAUUUCGUAAGGUAAAUUCUGUCGGGUCGAGAAGCUUCGCGAGAUAAACACAAGAAAACACGUGCCUUCUGUCUUGUACAUGUAUGCACUCGCAUUAAAUCGAACUACGCCUUGUUAAUUAGAGCAUUGUUUAAUUACGAGCAUUAUUGAAUAAAGAUAAUAUACGAAUGUUCAAUGUGGUACUUAUGUCUCACAAUGAAUUUCAAAUGUUCAAACUAUUACAUGACUUAUAUUUGAGUAUAUUUUUAUUAACAAAUAAAUAAAUUUCGAAGUUUA